AGUUAGCGCGGCGGAGUGGCGCCCCGCGGCAGUGCCUCCGUAGCCCGCCAAGCGAUGGCACGCUCGCUCAAAGCUUUCAAAAACGCUUACGCGACUUCUCACGCAUCCAGCGUCGUAAAAUAUAGGUGAAUUACGCGCCAAACUUCUUUGCACUCUGCUGAUAGUUUAAACGCGACAAAAUGACUCUUUUUAUACAUUUAUACACUGUGAUAUGGAUAGCGCUGCUGGCAACCUUCUGCAUUACGACAGGUCGGGAAUUCCCCAAUGGGCAGAAUGUUGUAUCUGUAGAACCUAUAGAAGUACCAAAUGAGUCAAUGUACCCGAGGUUUACAGAGCCAAUACCAAAUGUUACGGUCCGAGUUGGCCGGGAUGCGCUUCUUGCAUGUGUUGUCGAUAACUUGAGAGGAUUUAAGGUUGCCUGGGUACGAAUGGACACACAAACAAUCUUAAGUAUCCAUCACAAUAUAAUAACACAGAAUCCACGAAUAAGUCUAUCAUACAAUGACCACCGAUCUUGGUACUUGCAUAUCAAAAACGUGCAAGAGGUGGAUCGUGGAUGGUAUAUGUGUCAGGUGAACACCGACCCUAUGCGAUCAAGGAAAGGUUAUCUGCACGUCGUUGUGCCUCCUUCAAUCAUCGAUAAUAUGACGUCAGUGGAUACGGUGGUUCGUGAAGGCAGCGACGUAACGUUGGUGUGUCGAGCAUCGGGCUAUCCUGAACCUUAUGUUAUGUGGAGGCGUGAAGAUGGACAAGACUUUAAUUAUAACGGGGAAUCAGUGGCGGCCGUAGAUGGGGAGACGCUGACGAUAACAAAGGUGUCUCGUCUUCAUAUGGGGGCGUACCUCUGUAUAGCGUCUAACGAAGUGCCGCCAUCUAUUAGCAAACGUAUCAUGCUUAUGGUUCAAUUCCCACCAAUGCUGUCGAUUCCCAAUCAAUUGGAGGGCGCGUACAUCGGACAAGACGUGACACUGGAGUGCCACACGGAGGCCUACCCCUCCUCCAUUAAUUAUUGGACCACUGACCGCGGCGACAUGAUAAUAUCCGAAAUGGAAAUUGUAGGUGGCAAGUACGAAGCGUUCCCUGUGGACAGCGGGUAUAACAAGUUUAUGAUGCUCAAGAUAAGAAAUAUUACCAAAGAGGACUUCGGCUUCUACAAGUGUAUCGCUAAGAACUCCCUCGGCGAAACUGAUGGCAUUAUUAAAUUGGACGAAAUACCCGCUCCGCCAUCGGCUUUCACGACUACACAAAAAUCGAUCUUAGACAAUCAGACUAUAAAAAAAGGUCAGCUGGCAAAUAUUCAAAACAACGACGCGAUCACUUCAAAUUUUCAAGGCGAAGCUUAUGGUGAACAAAUAAGAGAUUUUGAUUUCGACGAUGAAAACUCAGCUUGCACAGCAAAGAUAGAUAAACUUUUAUUUAUUGUAUUAGUAUGGUAUGUAAUCACGAUGUUAGAAAGUUGUUGGUGAUUCAAGCCUGCAUUAUAAUUGUAAAAAAUUAGUUGUUCAAUUAUUAUUUGUAUUUAAUAAUUUCCAACAGCCGAUCCGACAAUAACACUUUAAAUUAUUUCAGUUUUACGAUUAAAUCUAGCUCUGGAUUACAAAUAGGAAAACACACUCGAACCACAGAUUGCAUUCUAGUGUGGGUUUACCAUUUUCCAGUAUUUAUUCAGAGCUUUAUUCA
This is a messenger RNA of Papilio machaon (common yellow swallowtail), 1680 nucleotides long. Its product is annotated as neurotrimin. NCBI's taxonomy places the organism in Eukaryota, Metazoa, Arthropoda, Insecta, Lepidoptera, Papilionidae. The coding region runs from base 180 to 1466 and encodes 428 amino acids. The record is from RefSeq and is a predicted model, not a curated record. The transcript is spliced from 11 exons. Gene Ontology annotation, cellular component: neuron projection.